AUGCUGUGGUGGCCUUCGGUUGACGAAGGCGAGGGAGGGUGUCGAAAGAGGUGUAUCGCUGAGGGUGGGGCCAUGAAGAGUAAGAAGAGAAUCGCUGGUGAACUAAAUGUCCAAAGAGAAAAGGAAAUCGCUGGUGGACAAAUGUCCAAAGAAAAAAAGGAAAUCGCUGCUGGACCAAAGGCCCAUACAAAAAAAAAAAAGGAAAUAAGAAAGAUUCACUGGUGGACUCGGGGUCCAGGAAAAAAAGGUCCUGAAGUGAAACUCGAAAGAAGAAUGCCUAGAAAAGCGCAAAAUGUUUUUGGAUUUUAG
This is a messenger RNA of Botrytis fragariae, 309 nucleotides long. RefSeq lists its product as uncharacterized. Lineage: Eukaryota; Fungi; Ascomycota; Leotiomycetes; Helotiales; Sclerotiniaceae. The record is from RefSeq and is a predicted model, not a curated record. The transcript is spliced from 2 exons. The coding region runs from base 1 to 309 and encodes 102 amino acids.